GAAAUUGAGGCUGCUAUAGGAGUGAGACGAAGAAUGAAUGGUGGGCUUAAAAUGGUUGCGAAAUUCAAAGAGACUUUGGAAACACUAUUGGCUGCCUAGAAAAAUGCAGAAUUCUAGUAUUUCCGAUCUGGAGGUAGUUCCAUGCGUUGAUUCGAAAUACGUUAAAACGUCGAGAGCAAAAUUUAAGCAGAAUGGCAACCAAAGGACUUGGGAUUAUGUUAAUGUUCAUGAUGCUGUUGCGAUCAUGCUGUUUCAUACAACCAGAAAAGCAUUCAUUCUUGUUCGACAGUUCAGGCCAGCUCUGUACAUGUUUUUGAACAACGAGGCCAAUGGAAAAGAGAGGAGCGAUUUGUCAGAGGAAAAAGGAGAGGUGGCCAUAACUGCACCAUUUCAGUCCGCUGUCACCUACGAACUAUGUGCUGGGAUAGUUGACAAAAGGAAAACUUUAAAGGAAAUUGCAAAGGAGGAAGUUUUAGAAGAAACUGGGUAUGAAAUAUCAACAGAUCAGCUGGAAGAAUUAUUUAGUUGUCGUGGUGUUGGAACUUCUGGGAACAAGGUUAGUCUGUUUUAUGCUGAGGUUAAUGAUGAGAUGAGAGUUGGUGAGGGAGGUGGUAAUCCUGAUGAAAAUGAAGUUAUCGAUGUUGAAUAUUUGCCUUUGGAACAAGCCAAAGAUUUUGUUUUCGAUGACAGCAAAGCAAAGCCUGCCAGUCUUGUUGCUGCAUUUAUGUGGUACUUUUGGAAGCACAAAAACUAAUAGUUGUUUUUAAACUUUUUUGAAAUUAAUCAAGAAAUGGUUUUUCCAUUGAAAAAAACAAAGUGUUUAAUGUUAGUGAAAAAUAGCAAACUGUCACAGACAGCCACUGUAAAAGUAGUUUGAUUAAAUGAAUAUUGCA
Molecule: messenger RNA, 893 nt
Organism: Rhopilema esculentum
Lineage: Eukaryota; Metazoa; Cnidaria; Scyphozoa; Rhizostomeae; Rhizostomatidae
Product: uridine diphosphate glucose pyrophosphatase NUDT14
Biological process (GO): ribose phosphate metabolic process; nucleoside phosphate metabolic process
Molecular function (GO): metal ion binding; UDP-sugar diphosphatase activity
Source: RefSeq, a predicted model, not a curated record